Messenger RNA from Vitrella brassicaformis, 626 nucleotides. Lineage: Eukaryota; Vitrellaceae. The record is from the annotation of a GenBank genome assembly.
ACCCUGGGCGAGCUCGAAGACAUGGCGGACAAGGCGUUUCCCGAGAAGGACUUUCUGAAGAAUAGUGGCAAUGCAGUGCUGCGGCUGGAGGUGCUCUUCACUGGCCUACUCCCGAAUGCCGAUCUGAUCACUCGAGUCAAGAGCUGGAUAGGUGAUAUUGUUCGUGCAGCUGGAUUCUUCUCGCGUCGUGCGAAUCGCGUCAAUCCUGAGCUGCUCGUUACGGAAGUUCUGGCGGGUGAGUUGUCACACACUGACUGAAGGCGCUUUUCUGUCUGUCUUGCUGUCUGUGUACGCGAGUGUUUGUGGCAUUGAUCAAUCAAUCAAUCAGGUUUCGGAACAGUCGACAAGCCGAUACGCUUCAUCGUCGAACGACCUUACACAGGUCAACGCGAUACCGAACAGGAGCUGCGUGAAGCCCGUGCACUCCUUCGGCUGAACCCUCUCUACGCCGCCAUCUUCGUUUCGUGAUCUUCCCAAGUGCUGUGGAUCAGCUCACUCUAGCCAACUACAUUGCCCAGAUCGCUCACGCACUGCAGCUCCUCUGGCUCGGGGCGUUUGUCAAAGACGUCUUUGACAAAGCUGAAGGUGGGACAUUAACAGACGACCAUCUUCGGCCUAUCGGUGAC